GAUGUGCUACGUGUUCCUGCAGGUGGGCCCCUGGGUUUGGAGGUGUAGGGGUUUUUCAGCGGCUGUGUGUGCACCCAGGGAGCGGCUGACCACGUAUCUGCCGUGUGUUUGGAUAUGCAUUUAUGUGUACACUCCGGGGAAGGGCUGUGUGUCUGUGUGUGUGAACUGCGGAGGGGUUUCUGGGAAAGAAGGGUGUAGGUACUGAGGAGGGUGGGUGUGUAAGAGCUGAAUGGGGCAUACCUGGCUGGGUAGGUGUGUGUGCACCUGUGUGCCAGAAAGGGGGUGAGGGAAUCUGUUCUCUUGGGUGUAACCUGUGUUGAUGGUUAAGUACCAGCGUGUGGACCCGCCUUAGGUGGUGUGUGUGCUCCUGAGUGUGUGUUGGGGGUACUACCUCUUGCCUCUGCAGGCACAUUGUCCUGGCAGAAAGCCCAAAGGGAUGGCUGUAUGGACGAUUCUGAAGCUUCUUGGUUGGCUCUCCCUGGAUUCAAAGGCUCAGCCCCCUCAGGCCACGGUUCUCCCGGGAAAGCUGCCUUGGGGUCUUUGACUUCGGAGUGCACUGACUGCCCUGCCUCCCGGAUUCUCCAGCUCCUGAGGAGUCGGGAUUUCUUUCCGUCUGGGGUGGAGGCAAGAGGACGCAGCCUGCUGGAGGGGUGCGUCGCUUGAUUUUCUCUGAGACAAGCCCACCCGUCCAGCAAAAUAGAGUCCCUCAGGGUGACGGUUGAUUUCCUGAAGGUGCCCCUUGGCCUGAAGAAGCCGGUGCUGAAGGAGGUGGCUGUGGGGCCCCCCAAAAGGCCCCAGCCCGUGGCCCUGGAGCGCUACAAGGCCCGGCGUUCGGACGCCAUGGACACGGAGUCCCAGUACUCGGGCUAUUCCUACAAGUCGGGCCACUCCCGCAGCUCCCGCAAGCACAGGGACCGCCGGGACCGACACCGCUCUAAGAGCCGAGAUGGGAGCCGCGGCGACAAGUCGGUGACGAUCCAGGCCCCAGGGGAGCCCCUGCUGGACAACGAGUCCACGCGAGGGGAUGAGCGGGAUGACAACUGGGGGGAGACGACCACUGUAGUGACGGGCACCUCAGAGCACAGCAUCUCCCACGAUGACCUCACGCGCAUCGCCAAGGACAUGGAGGACAGCGUCCCGCUGGACUGCUCCCGGCACCUGGGCGUGGCGGCGGGGGCCACGCUGGCCCUGCUCUCUUUCCUCACGCCGCUGGCUUUCCUGCUGCUGCCCCCGCUGCUGUGGCGGGAGGAGCUGGAGCCGUGCGGGACGGCCUGCGAGGGCCUCUUCAUCUCCGUGGCCUUCAAGCUGCUCAUCCUGCUGCUGGGCAGCUGGGCGCUCUUCCUCCGCCGGCCCAAGGCCUCGCUGCCGCGCGUGUUCGUGCUGCGCGCGCUGCUCAUGGUGCUGGUCUUCCUGCUCGUCGUCUCCUACUGGCUCUUCUACGGGGUGCGCAUCCUGGACGCCCGCGAGCGCAGCUACCAGGGCGUGGUGCAGUUCGCCGUGUCGCUGGUGGACGCCCUGCUCUUCGUGCACUACCUGGCGGUGGUCCUGCUGGAGCUGCGCCAGCUGCAGCCCCAGUUCACGCUCAAGGUCGUGCGCUCCACCGACGGCGCCAGCCGCUUCUACAACGUGGGCCACCUCAGCAUCCAGCGUGUGGCCGUGUGGAUCCUGGAGAAGUAUUACCAUGACUUCCCCGUCUACAACCCUGCCCUCCUCAACCUGCCCAAGUCCGUCCUGGCCAAGAAAGUGUCUGGCUUCAAGGUGUAUUCCCUCGGAGAGGAAAACAGCACCAACAACUCCACAGGGCAGUCCAGGGCUGUGAUCGCCGCGGCCGCCCGGCGGCGGGACAACAGUCACAAUGAAUACUACUACGAGGAGGCGGAGCACGAGCGGAGGGUGCGCAAGCGGAGGGCCAGGCUUGUGGUGGCAGUGGAGGAGGCCUUCACUCACAUUAAGCGGCUGCAGGAGGAGGAGCAGAAGAACCCCAGGGAGGUGAUGGACCCCCGGGAGGCCGCCCAGGCCAUCUUCGCCUCCAUGGCCCGUGCCAUGCAGAAGUAUCUACGGACCACCAAGCAGCAGCCGUACCACAGCAUGGAGAGCAUCCUCCAGCACCUGGAGUUCUGCAUCACGCACGACAUGACACCCAAGGCCUUCCUGGAGCGGUACCUGGCGGCCGGACCCACCAUCCAGUACCACAAGGAGCGCUGGCUGGCCAAACAGUGGACGCUGGUGAGCGAGGAGCCCGUGACCAGCGGGCUCAAGGACGGCGUCGUUUUCCUCUUGAAGCGCCACGACUUCAGCCUGGUGGUGAGCACCAAGAAGGUCCCGUUCUUCAAACUCUCCGAGGAGUUUGUGGAUCCCAAGUCGCACAAGUUUGUCAUGAGGCUGCAGUCUGAGACGUCGGUGUGACUGAGCAGCGGCAGGGGUGACGCCAGGGCUCCCGCGGGUCGGGGAGAGCUUGGCUCUCGCCUCCUGCCGCCCUGCCUCCUCCCGCUCCCUUUUACUUGAAUUGACUCCCCCCCGCUCUCCCGCCGCCCGACUGCUCCCCCCUCCUCCUUAGUCGCCCCCCCCCUCCCCCC
Molecule: messenger RNA, 2576 nt
Organism: Felis catus (domestic cat)
Lineage: Eukaryota; Metazoa; Chordata; Mammalia; Carnivora; Felidae
Gene: VANGL2
Product: VANGL planar cell polarity protein 2
Exons: 9
Coding region: 841-2406 (521 amino acids)
Biological process (GO): Wnt signaling pathway, planar cell polarity pathway; multicellular organism development; establishment of planar polarity
Cellular component (GO): plasma membrane
Source: RefSeq, a predicted model, not a curated record